AUGGGCCAAACACUAUCCGAACCAAUCACCGAAAAGGAAUCGGAAGAAGGAGGGAGCCAAAGAGUUAUAUACGCUGCAUCUGCCAUGCAAGGGUGGCGCAUUAGCAUGGAAGAUGCCCAUAUUACUAUUGCAGAGGAUGGAGAUACCCAGGCCAGUCUUUUUGCUGUUUUUGAUGGUCACGGGGGUGAAAAAACAGCCAAAUACAGUAAAGAUCACUUGCCCAAUCUUUUACUAAAGUCAGAAGCCUUUAAACAAGGACAUUUCCGUGAGGCACUUAAGCAAAGUUUUCUAGGCAUAGAUGAAGCUCUUAGAGAAGAUCCAUUGUAUGUAAAUGAACCUUCUGGCUGUACUGCGGUUGUAGCUCUCUUGACCAAGCAAAACAUUCUAUUUGUGAGUAAUGCAGGAGAUUCUCGAGCUGUUCUGUGUACAGGCGGUCGAGCCAUUGCCUUGUCUCAAGAUCAUAAACCCACCAAUAAAAAAGAAACGGAAAGAAUUGAAAAGGCUGGUGGUUUUGUCAGGUUGGCUAGAGUGAACGGAAAAUUGGCACUCUCGAGAGCACUCGGUGACUUUGAGUACAAAAUGGGCAACCUUCCGCCUGAGCAGCAGAUUGUCACCGCUUUCCCUGACGUUGUCGAACAUACUCUUAAUGAGAAAGACGAAUUUCUGAUUUUAGCUUGUGAUGGUAUCUGGGAUUGUAUGACCAAUCCUGAAGUUGUAAAUUUUGUGCAGCAUCAUCUGGGUAACAAGGAAUCUCUGAAAAAUAUCUGUGAGCUAUUGAUGGGUAAAUGUCUUGCAAAAACAAAAGGGCAAGUUCUCGGACAAGACAAUAUGACGGUUAUUUUGGUGGCUUUUUUGAACGAAACCCCUGAAAGAUGGUAUGAGUUAAUGGCAGAAAAAUACAAGGACACCAAAUUACCAGAAGCGUCAUACCCAACGGCGACAUUAAACAAACGAAGUAUCCAUGAAAAAAAUGUAUCUUCAGAAUCAAAUAAUAAUGGAGAUUCGAACAAGGUUGUACUAUACAACGAUGGUGGGACUCCACAAGAAGUAGACAAUGAGGAUAUAUCCCUCAAUUAAACAAAACCUAACUGAGGGUGGUAUUAGAGAGAUUGACUGAAUAUAUAUACAUAUAGUGAUAAGAAAAAAGAGGAAAGAGGAAAAUAAAGUUGAUUUAAAAUGU
Molecule: messenger RNA, 1180 nt
Organism: Phycomyces blakesleeanus NRRL 1555(-)
Lineage: Eukaryota; Fungi; Mucoromycota; Mucoromycetes; Mucorales; Phycomycetaceae
Exons: 7
Coding region: 1-1077 (358 amino acids)
Biological process (GO): protein dephosphorylation
Molecular function (GO): protein serine/threonine phosphatase activity; cation binding
Source: RefSeq, a predicted model, not a curated record